GUUUCUCCUUCCUCCUCUAGGUGAAGGAGCUGGUGCUGGAUAACUGCCGCUCACUUGAUGGGAAGAUCGUUGGACUCUCCUCGGACUUUGAAAACCUGGAGUUCCUCAGUAUGAUCAAUGUCAACCUGCUGUCUGUCUCCAACCUCCCCAAGCUCAAUAAACUCCGCAAGCUGGAGCUGAGUGAUAACCGCAUCUCCGGGGGCCUGGAAGUUCUAGCAGAGAGGACCCCUAACCUGACCCACUUGAAUCUAAGCGGCAACAAGAUCAAGGACAUCAACACCCUGGAGCCCCUGAAGAAACUACCAAAUCUGCAUAGCCUGGACCUCUUCAACUGCGAGGUGACAAUGCUGAUCAACUACCGGGAAAGCAUGUUUGCCCUUCUGCCCCAGCUCACCUACCUGGAUGGGUUUGAUGCCGAUGACCAGGAAGCCCCUGACUCAGAUCCUGAAGCAGAUGGUGAUGGGUUGGAUGAUGAGUAUGAUGAGAACGGAGAAGAAGGUGAGGAAGAUGAUGAUGAUGAGGAAGAUGAGUUGGAUGAGGAAGUCAUUGAUGACGAAGAAGAGGAUGAAGAUGAUCUGGAAGGCGAAGAGGAGGAGGAUGGAGUAGAUGAUGAGGAGGAAGAGGAUGAGGAGGAUGAAGAGGACGACGAAGGUGAUGAAGACCUUCCCCAGGGAGAGAAGAGAAAACGAGAGCUAGAGGAUGAGGGAGAGGAAGAUCCAGAAGAUGAAGAGGAUGAGGAUGACGACUGAUAAUCCUAGCGAGCCAAUCAGUUUUACGGACUAUGACUGUGCUUGUCCCAACCUCCCCGUUGUGCCCGCGUGAGACUGUAAAUCCCAUCUCCCAGCCCCCCUCUUUUGUAUGGCUGCAGUGUCCACAAUAUAUUUUUUUAAGAUUUAGAAUACAGUAGGCAUUCAGGGGAAUCUUUCCAUACAAGACUCACUUUCUCACAAGUAUUUCAUGACCAAAGGCUUUCUCCGUUCUGUGGUUUGUGCAGCAUUUUGCAAAAUGUUCCUCACCUAGAGCAUCUCUCAGAUCUGAGCUCAGCCUUGCCCUGUGGCACCGAGAGCACCAGCAACGCUUUGCCUUCCACAUACCCACAAGAGGCAAACCUCACCACCCCAGCAUGCAUUUUCCUCAGCCCUGCCUUUGAAGACACAGCGAGCACUCUGAGCAGUGGAUGCAAACUCUGCUCAUGUAAGUGGACUCUGAAAUCAAGCAGCCUCCCAGGGUGAAGCGAAAUAACCAUAGCGGUAUGAAGAUGCUUUAGCGAUCGUGAGGAGGGCAAAAGGGUUUGGAUCUGAGAGAAAAUGCUCUUAGCUUCAUUUCAGACCUGUGAGGAGGAGCUAUGCAGUCCUCCUGCCUCUUGUUUUCCUAGUUUUUGUAAACUGGAAAUUUUUUUACCCAUUAGCAACUUCUUUAUAGCUUUGCUUCUUGGAUAUUGGCCAAGUCAUUCUGGUGGGCACUUGCCAUAAGGAGGCUUUCUCCACCCCAAUCAGCCUUCAAGGAAGGGUAGGUAACAUUAGGCAAAGGGCUACUGCACUGCUGCCAAACCGCACGUUUCACUGUACAGAGCACUCGAACCAUUAUCACUGUGAUACACCUAACUUGGCGUCCCCGGGAGACC
This is a messenger RNA of Pelodiscus sinensis (Chinese soft-shelled turtle), 1624 nucleotides long. Lineage: Eukaryota; Metazoa; Chordata; Testudines; Trionychidae. The record is from RefSeq and is a predicted model, not a curated record.